UGUUAAGUGAAAAAUAACUGAAUUGGUUGGGGGGGGGGGGAGAAACAGAGAGAUCUAUUUAGGAAAAAAUAUUUAGAAGAUCAACUUAGUGAUACAGUUCUGUCAUUUCAGCUUUACUCUAACAUACCCACAAUAACUGUUUGGUUUGCUCUGUAUCUGUAUAUUUUUUCUUUCAACAAAAUGCAUUCUUGUCUUAAUCCAGUGCUUGCAGGUUAAGCGAUUCAGCAGGUCCAUAGAUCUCCAUAUUUGCUAUUCCUUGCAAAUCCAGUGCCUGAUUUUACCCCACCACACUUCCUUACAAGUCCUUAGAAAUGGGAACUCUGCUGUUACUCAAAAAGGAGGUUUAAUUCCAAACUCUUGCAUGCUCUUUUUAUCCUAAUGUCUGUAAAUCUCAUCUAAUCAGCAAGCUAGGCAAACUCUGUUGUUCAUUCCUGUUCUAUUAAACACAAUCAGCUGCAGGUUAAAUUAGCAUUUCUAAUACUUGUGGAUAGAUUUUAGUGUGUAUGUAUGUAUGUUUGCACCUAUAUCUCUACAUGUGUGUAUACCAGUAAACAAAAUAAAGACAUAUAGCAGCAGUAAGUCCAUAGGAAGUUGCAAUAGUCAAAAUUAAGUUUCAAACAAACACAAUUUAAACUUGAUUUUAAUCUUGGCAUAUAAGCCUGCUAAAUAAAAUUAAUAUUGUAGAUAUAAGGUGAAACCAACUCUGCUGUAGUGAUACCAGUUUCCAACAUCUCGGUCAGUCUUUGGACUCCUGUUGGGAUCAGCAAAGAAUGUCUGUCUGCUCUUGUGAUGAGAUUGUUAAAUGAAAAAACAACUCAGUUGCGACAAAAUUGUAUUAGAAUUUGUAAGAAACUUAAUAUGCUAUCAGCAAAUAAGUGUAAUCUCUCUUAAGCUUGUAGACUUAGUCUUACUGACUUACGAGCUGCCCACAUACUUCCUUAGCAAUUGCUGCAGUUGAUUCGUGAAUAAAAGAAGCCACAGGUAGGCCAGGCGCUUCAUGUUGGAGGUAAGCUGCAAAUGAAGAGUACAUUCAGCCACCUGUCUCUGUCAUCCCUGUCCCUCUUUGUCCUUUUUUCCCCUCCCUUUGUUUAAUUGGUAUUGGACUUAAGGAUCAGCAUGUUAAAGAAUUACACUUCUUUGAGCAGUAGUCUUCCAGACGAGGCCUGUACCGAACAUACAAGCAUCUGAAACCUGAUAUUGCUGGACAGUGAAUUACAAGGAAAAACCAUAUCGUGGUCAAAGCUAGUAAAACAUGGGUUUAAUUAAAGGCAGAAAUCAUGAUGUCAGUGAAUAGCUGUGAUUGUUACCAGGCAGUAUUUGCCUUCCUGCAGGUGGCUGCUACGAAUCCUCCUACACAGUCACAGGUUUACGUAUUUCAAAGAGCAGCCUUUGUAUUUCCCAGAUCAAUUGAUCCUAUCUACUGAAAGAAGAUGGAGUGUCAGAAAUCUUCUAUAAAAAGAAACAAAUUCUCCUGAAGAGCAUUGUUAGAAAGAAAUGGCUUUUAUUGCUGGAGGAUGUAUUAAUGAUUUUUUAGUUCAAAUACUUGUGUAUGUGUGUAGAAACAAUUUUCUUUUUAUUUUGGAUUGCAAGCCAGUUUCAGAGAAGCCAGAAGGUUGUCUCUCCUCUGUCAAUAUUUGUGACUGGUUAAUGAUCAACCUCUUGACCUCAUGGAUGUUCCUGGUGUGCAUCCAAACAUCUCCUCUGUCUUCCCCUAAAAAUAAAAAAUAAAAGAAAGAAGUGAGUAUAAAUGCAUGCUUCUCUGUAAAAGGGAAUGAAUUCUGAGCCUGUUUUUUGGAAGGUGACACAGAUACCAAAGAGUCUGAUCCCCCCUUGCUGGUUUUGUGACCAUAUACCAAUUUCAUUCACCUCUCCCCUCUGAAGGAAAGUCAGAGUUUCCCGAAUGCUCAGUAAAAUGGAGAGCAGUUCCUCGCUUGUGAUGUUUCUCCUAUUAAUGUGCUCUGUCAACAGCAGCUGUCCGUAUUCAGUGUUCGUGACAAGAGACAAAGCACACGAGGUGCUGAAAGUCCAGAAGCGUGCUAACUAUUUUCUGGAAGAGAUUCGUCCAGGGAACUUGGAGAGAGAAUGCAAUGAGGAAACGUGUUCGUUUGAGGAGGCGAAGGAGAUCUUCCAUUCACAGGAGAAAACGAUGGAGUUUUGGUUCAAUUACAAAGGUUUAAAUCCAUGUAGUACAAAUCCCUGUAAGAAUGGUGGAGUCUGCAAAAUACGACACUACAAUUACUUCUGCAUCUGCCCCCCAAAAUUUGGAGGAGACAACUGUGAAGAAGAAAAGUUCGAGUGCUGGUAUAAGAACGGUGGGUGCUGGCAGUACUGCAGGGACAGCAGUCGCUCCUUCCAUGUGGAAUGCUCCUGCGCAAAGGACUACGCCCUGCACGAGGAUGGGAAGAGGUGCGUGCAAGCAGGACCCUUUCCGUGUGGCCUGAUUAAAGCCAGGCAUGCCAUGCGAGAGGAGGCUCUGGGGCAAGCAAGGAUCCCAAGGGAGCUGAGUGAGAGCAGGAUCGAUGUGGCCACAUGGAAUGAGAGCACGGAGGGCACAGCCAAACACUCUGAGAUGGAGCUAAGCACUGCCAGGGAAAAUGAAACAUUAAAGGAUGUGUCUGAGCAAAGCACAAUUACGGAGGAUGCUGCUGGACCAAAGGAGGUGGGAGUAGAUGCUUCCAGCUGCACCAAGACACCGGUGGACUCAGGUACCCAGAAGCAGCUGGGGCAGGAGGGUGCUGCCCCUGAGCACGCAGCCAUGGAGGGGCCAGCCAGGCCUGGGCUGCGGUGGAGUGAGCUGCCCCAGGGCCCUGCACAGCACAAUGAGACCACAGCAGCUGCUGCCAGGCAGGAAGAAACAGUGCAAAAUGCUUCUGGACAGAACCAAACAGGGCAGAGCAUGGGCCAAAACGAAACUGGGGCAAUUCAGACCAUGUGCGAUGGGCUUAAUGAGAGCAGGGGCGCCACAAACGCUUCAGGCGAGGCUCAGCACAACCAGCCAAACAGCAGCUCUACCUCAGAGCACAACGGCUCCAGGAUAAGUGGAGGAACGUUGUGUCAUCGCGGACAUUGCCCCUGGCAGAUGAAUGCCCGUCUACUCCUCCUUCACUCUUUUGAGCUCCGGUCAUUUGUUUUGAUCCGAAAUAGCGGAGGAAACGGUUUUUGUGGAGGGAGCUUAAUCAACAGCCGCUGGGUGGUCACAGCUGCUCACUGCCUUGAUCUCGUUAGGCCACACCAUGUUACUGUGGGUGACUUUGACAAGUAUCGCAGAGAACUGCAUGAACAGAAGAUUGGUGUGGAACGGAGCUGGACUCACCCGCAUUACGACUCGAAUGACUACAAUAAUGACAUCGCCUUGCUGUACUUGAGCAGUGAUGUUGUGUUUAACGAGUACGUGCUCCCCAUCUGCCUUCCCAGCCCUAACCUGGCAGCGCUGCUGUCCGAGGAAGGCACCGUAGGGAUGGUAAGCGGCUGGGGUGCCACUCACGGCAGGGGUUCAACCCUGCGCUUCCUGAUGAAAGUCAGGCUGCCCAUUGUAAGCAUGGACACGUGUCAGCAGGCAACAGACAGAAUCCUCACCGAUAACAUGUUCUGCGCAGGCUACGCCACUGAGACUGCAGAUGCCUGUAAGGGCGAUAGUGGUGGCCCUUUUGUAGUACCUUACCACAACACCUGGUUCCUUUUAGGCAUUGUAAGCUGGGGCGAGGGCUGUGCUGAAAAAGGCAAAUAUGGUGUGUAUACAAGAGUAUCCAAUUACAUUGCGUGGAUUAAAGAGACUGUUGACAGUGUAGCAGAUUCAGAAAAGUUUUCAAUUAACUUUUCUUAAUAGCAUCUUUUAAAAAAGUGAUUUUUUUAUUAGUGUUUCAGUCUGAGACACUAUUCAGUUCCUGUCCUUAGUGAACAGUUAAGAAUGAACAAUUUAACAAACUAUGGUAAACAGAGACUCAAGCAUUAUUAAGCAAAAUACUUACGUAUAAUAAAGAAUUGAUCCUUUAAGUACAAAGGAGACAACUGCAACUUUUUGUUUAUGUAAAGUUCCAAACAAACCCAAACCUUCCUAAGAGGUUGUACUUUUGCUGUUGUUACUUGGUUUUGUUUGGUUUUUAGAGCAAGAUAAACCUUCUGCUUCUCAAUAAUACAUUCACAUCACAAAAGCAAGCUAAGGGUCCUGUAUGUGAAUUAGUCCCUUUAAAAAUGACAUGCUUUUCUCAUAGUGUUUGUUCUAUAGUUAUGAAACACCAUGCUGGAUACAGUAGUUAGUUAAGGAUCUAUGAGGUUUUAUCAUGUGUGCAACUGUUACUUUAAAUACAAUUCAUUUUACUAAAAUACAAAUGCUUUCUGAUACAAAAA
Anas platyrhynchos (mallard) is the source of this 4347-nucleotide messenger RNA. Its product is annotated as coagulation factor X. The record is from RefSeq and is a predicted model, not a curated record. NCBI's taxonomy places the organism in Eukaryota, Metazoa, Chordata, Aves, Anseriformes, Anatidae. Gene Ontology annotation, cellular component: extracellular region. Gene Ontology annotation, biological process: proteolysis. Gene Ontology annotation, molecular function: calcium ion binding; serine-type endopeptidase activity.